Agelaius phoeniceus (red-winged blackbird) is the source of this 1230-nucleotide messenger RNA. The record is from RefSeq and is a predicted model, not a curated record. NCBI's taxonomy places the organism in Eukaryota, Metazoa, Chordata, Aves, Passeriformes, Icteridae.
AUGGAUGAGUCCCCGCCGCUGGUGGCCGAGCUGGAGCCCCUCAACGCCUCCCUGAACGGGUCCUGGACCAACCCGUUCGUGCAGCCGCCCUGGCAGGUGGCCCUGUGGGCCGCGGCCUACGCGCUCAUCGUGGUGGUGGCCGUGGUGGGCAACGCCGUGGUCAUGUGGAUCAUCCUGGCGCACAAGCGCAUGCGCACCGUCACCAACUACUUCCUGGUGAACCUGGCCUUCGCCGAGGCCUCCAUGGCCGCGCUCAACACCGUGGUCAACUUCAGCUACGCCGUGCACAACGAGUGGUACUUCGGGCCCGCCUACUGCCGCUUCCACAACUUCUUCCCCAUCGCCGCCGUCUUCGCCAGCAUCUACUCCAUGACGGCCAUCGCGCUGGACAGGUACAUGGCCAUCAUCCACCCGCUCCGGCCGCGCCUCUCGGCCGCGGCCACCAAGGCUCUGAUCGGGCUGAUCUGGCUGCUGGCGCUCCUGCUCGCCUUCCCCCAGGGAUAUUUCUCCGUCACCGCCGAGCUCCCAGGACGCCUCGUCUGCCUCGUGGACUGGCCGGAGCCCGGGGCAGCCAUGUCCGGGAAAACGUACCACUUUUCCAUGACGGUCCUGCUGUACCUGCUGCCGCUGCUGGUGAUCGGCUGCGCCUAUGCCGCCGUCGGCCGCACGCUCUGGGCCAGCGCCAUCCCCGGGGACUCCUCCGACCGCUACCACGAGCAGGUGUCGGCCAAGAGGAAGGUGGUGAAGAUGAUGAUCAUGGUGGUGUGCACCUUCGCGCUCUGCUGGCUGCCCUACCACGUCUACUUCACGCUGCAGUACCUGCGGCCCGAGUGGUACCUGCAGAGCUUCAUCCAGCAGGUCUACCUGGCCGUCAUGUGGCUGGCCAUGAGCUCCACCAUGUACAACCCCAUCAUCUACUGCUGCCUCAACGACAGGUUCCGGGUGGGAUUCAAGCACGCCUUCCGCUGGUGCCCGUGGGUCAGCGCGGGCGAGUACGAGGGGCUGGAGCUGCGCUCGGCGCGCUUCCUGCACACGCACAGCUCCGUGUCCAAGCUCAGCCGCAUGGACACCACCACCGUGGCCUCGGCGCUCGGCGUGGCCGACGAGGAGCUGGACGAGCCCGGCCGGGCCGAGCGGCUCUCCCUGGACAUGACCUCCAACGGCUCCUCCCGCAGCGACUCCAAGACGGUCUCCGAGAGCUUCAGCUUCUACUCCAACACCCUGACCUAG